AUGAGCUCCACCUUCGUCGAGACCCUCACCGCCGAGGAGCGCGUUCAGUUCGAAGAGCUCGUCAGCAAUUUCGACGGCUCCCUCAAGCUUCCCAUCUUUGAGCUCUUGGGCCUGAACUUCGCUGAGAGCAUCAGUACCGAGCAGAUCGCCGAGGCUGCCGAGAGCAUCGAGAACUUCGAAACGAAAACCACCGCCAUCGAGGAGAUCCUCGAAAGCGUCGUCGACAGCGAAAUCAGGAUCACCGGUACUCUGUCAGCCACCGGUCAGAGCAACAUCCCGACAGUCGCUUUCGCUUUCAUCGAGGUUACUGACGUUUCAUUCGAUGACGGAAGCAACCUUCUGGUGGUGUCCAACAACCCGAAUGACGUGGUUGCUGCGGAUAUCGAUGGUGCCGUUCAGCCGUCUGAGGUUGAGAGGCUCAACGUUCUCUUCUAAGCAAGCAGAUGGAGAGGUGUUUCGAUAUGGUGAUCGAGGCUGACCUUUGGGAUGCUACUCAGGCCCUCCUUUAAGACAGCAUGGACGGGCAUGUUUGGACAUGUAUGGACGUCAGCGUGCACCUGAUUGGUCCAUUUAAUACUUUUCUUAACAGUAUGAUGGCGCACACAAAGUUAAAAUAAUGGAAUCUGUCACUACCAACGUGCCAUACGAGAGCACACCAUUGGCUGUCGCCUACCGCAUAAGUGCGAUUGAAUUCAAUCUUGAUCCAAUUUAGCAUACAUUAAAAUUCAAUUUAAUCAUUUU
Messenger RNA from Chondrus crispus (carragheen), 741 nucleotides. RefSeq lists its product as hypothetical. The transcript has 2 exons. The record is from RefSeq and is a predicted model, not a curated record. The coding region runs from base 1 to 435 and encodes 144 amino acids. Lineage: Eukaryota; Rhodophyta; Florideophyceae; Gigartinales; Gigartinaceae.